This is a messenger RNA of Rhagoletis zephyria (snowberry fruit fly), 1376 nucleotides long. NCBI's taxonomy places the organism in Eukaryota, Metazoa, Arthropoda, Insecta, Diptera, Tephritidae. The record is from RefSeq and is a predicted model, not a curated record.
AAAUUUUUGACACUUUCAUUGGCAUUACUAAAAUUUAUCAAGCUCAAAACGCUGGCUUUAUGCGUUUCUGGAUCGGACCAACUCAACCAGUUGUAGUUAUUUUUGACGCAGAGUGCGCUGAGGGCGUCCUCACUAGCAAUGUCAAUAUUGACAAGUCAAAAGAGUUUGAUUUUGCCAUUCCUUGGCUCGGUCUUGGUCUUUUCACCAGUACUGGAGACAAGUGGAGGGUUCAUCGAAAAAUGCUUACGCCUGCCUUCCAUUUUCGCAUUUUAGAAAGUUUUGUGCCAAUUAUUGGAAAACAGCAAAAAAUCAUGUUGGACUUGAUUGAGAGUAAGAUGAACAGUAACCGAGUUAUUGACGACAUUCGGCCAAUCAUUACCAACUGUGCAUUGGACAUCAUUUGUGAAACCGCAAUGGGGGUCAACAUCAACGCACAGACUGACCCCGAGUCAAAGUACUCCAAAGCUGUGCGCAAGGUGCUUGAUCUGUUCACACUUCGUUUUCUCUCGCCAUGGCUGUGGAACGACUUGAUUUUCCAGAUGACACCAACUGGAAUAGAGCAACGCAAAACUAUAAAGUUUCUACACAACUUCACAGUGACAGUUAUCAAGCAGAAGAAAAAGGAGAUUCUUGACAAAAUGCGCACCGGCGGAGCUGACCUUGAGGCGACAAUGAACGACAUUGGCACUAAACGAGUGCUUGCCUUUCUGGACAAUCUUCUCACUCAAAACAUCAAAGACCCCAACUCACUGUCUGAUGAGGACAUUCGCUCUGAAGUGGACACGUUCAUGAGCGCCGGACAGGACACUUCUUCUGCGACUAUUCAGUUUGCUCUGCAACUAAUUGGAAAUCACCCUGAGGUGCAAACCAAAAUUCACGAAGAACUUGACACAAUUUACGGUGACAGUCCUGACCGUGAGAUUAAAUUUGAAGAUUUACGAGAGAUGAAAUACCUUGAAAAGUGCAUCAAAGAGACGCUGAGGCUUUUCCCACCAGUACUUUUUAUUGCUCGGCAAAUUACCGAAGAGUUUAAAAUUAAAGGACGAACUAUUCCUCCCGGCACAACUUGUUUAGUGCUUCAUUACGUUCUUCAUCGUGACCCGAAGUACUUUCCGAAUCCCGAAGUCUUCAAUCCAGAUAGGUUUUCUCCUGAAAACAUGAAUGAAAGGCACGCUUUUGCCUUUGUCCCAUUCUCAGCUGGUCCACGCAACUGUAUUGGACAGCGAUUUGCUCUUCAAACUACAAAGGCGUUGAUUGCUUCAAUAUUGCGCAAAUAUCGAAUUACCUCAGUGCUACCUAUGAACAAGAUUGAAUUGGCAAUCGGAACCACAAUGGGACCUAAAAACAAGAUUACUCUUCAGUUUGAAAGACGAUAA